AUGACCAAGUUGUUCUCCCCCAUCCAGGUCGGCCGCAUGCCCCUGGCCCACCGUCUCGCCAUGGCUCCCAUGACUCGUUUCCGUGUCGACGACAACCACGUCCCCCUUGACCUUGUGACGCAGUACUACGAGCAGCGUGCUGCUGUCCCCGGAACCCUCUUGAUCACGGAAGCCACCAUCAUUGCGCCCCCUGCUGGCGGAUUUCCCAAUGUUCCCGGCAUCUGGAACGAUGCGCAGAUUGCGCAGUGGCGCAAGGUGACCGACGCCGUCCACAAGAAGGGCUCGUACAUCUACAUGCAGCUCUGGGCCCUGGGUCGCGUCGCCAACCCGCAAUUCCUGAAGGCUAACGGCAACUAUGACGUCGUGUCUAGUAGUCCUGUUGCUCUCGACGAUGGCCCUGUCCCCCGCGAAUUGACCGAAUCGGAGAUCCACCAAUACAUCGCCGACUAUGCGCAGGCAGCGAAGAACGCCAUUGCGGCUGGAUUUGAUGGUGUUGAGAUCCACGGUGCCAACGGGUACUUGAUUGAUCAGUUCACACAGGACACUGUUAACAAGCGUACCGAUGCCUGGGGUGGAAGCGUUGAGAAGCGUUCCAGAUUCGCUCUUGAGGUUAUCCGUGCUGUGUCUGAUGCUAUUGGCGCGGACCGCACUGCUAUCCGCUACAGCCCUUUCAGUACUUUCCAGGGUAUGCGCAUGGAUGACCGCUUUGCUCAGUUCACUUACCUGGCUGAGAAGACCGCCGAGUUCAAGCUGGCCUUCGUGCAUCUUGUCGAGCCACGCAUCGCCGGAAAUGCUGAUAUGGGGACGGUUCCAGAGGAAGAUUCCCUGGACUUCUUCGUCAAGGCGUACCGCGACGCUAGCCCUCUCGUUGUUGCCGGUGGCUACAAGGCUGACUCGGCCAAGGAGGCGGUUGAUGUGCAGUACAAAGACCACGAGAUCCUUGUUGGAAUUGGCCGCCCCUGGACGGCCAACCCUGACCUGCCGUUCAUGAUUCAGAACAACGUUCCUCUCCGCCCCUACCAGAGAGAGGUCUUCUACUUGCCCAAGGACCCCAAGGGUUACAUUGAUUAUGACUUCAGUGAAGAGUUCAAGGCCGUCAAGGUUGCUGCUUGA
Molecule: messenger RNA, 1113 nt
Organism: Aspergillus vadensis CBS 113365
Lineage: Eukaryota; Fungi; Ascomycota; Eurotiomycetes; Eurotiales; Aspergillaceae
Product: alkene reductase
Exons: 1
Coding region: 1-1113 (370 amino acids)
Molecular function (GO): FMN binding; NADPH dehydrogenase activity
Source: RefSeq, a predicted model, not a curated record